Molecule: messenger RNA, 2871 nt
Organism: Gamsiella multidivaricata
Lineage: Eukaryota; Fungi; Mortierellomycota; Mortierellomycetes; Mortierellales; Mortierellaceae
Exons: 1
Coding region: 1-2871 (956 amino acids)
Source: RefSeq, a predicted model, not a curated record
AUGCCAGGCCUAUGCGACUUGCCGCUGGAAUGCCUCCAGAUUAUCAUAGUUCAUCUUUUCCACGAUCAUGACACGAUCUCCCUCGCACGACUCCUCCGUGUUAACAAGCAUAUAUGUACUGCAGCCCUCCCCUUUCUAUACGAUAACCCCUUCUGUCGAGGACUGCACGAGCCCAAAAGCACCGCUACCGAUACUACCCAUGCGGAUCGAACUGUGAAUUCUACAUGGUCGGUUAUGCAACUUGUCCGAUUGCUCUUGCGUUUCGCCGAUACCGACACCGUCACAGAUCUACUGAAGGCGGCAUAUCUAAACGAACGGAACUCUACCGAACAGGACGAUGGGUGUGAGACUCUGGAUGACGACCCUGAUGAUGGUGUCGGUAAACGAAACGACGGACCUGAGAACAAAGGAGCGGUCGGUAAUUCUCACAAGGAUAUGGAUGAUAAUGUCGAACACCACCACAACAAGCACGAAAUUGAGGCCAAAGCUCUCGACUCCUCAGGCAUCAACUAUCUCCUGUACCUUCAGCACUUUCAUUCCCUCGAGGUGGAGCCGUCCCAGGGCUUUCUGUUUCGCAAUGCAUCUCUUCUUUCCAAUAACAAAUUGCAGGGCUAUUUAGAAUCGUCGGGGCUCAACGCUGCAUAUCAUUCAAGAAGUCUCGACCUGGAGAGAAACCCAUACCAAUCACCCACAGAUGCCCUCUGGCCCUAUGUCGCUCUCGACCUGCGAAUUCAAUUAACAUGGGCCCUCUGCUCCCCGGUCCUAGAGCACAUCCAAUCCUUGGUGAUCCCGCUCUCAGAUAUUCGCCGGUAUGCCUCCGUCAUCCACCAGCUCAAGAGUCUCACCGACGUUACAUUCCUGCUGGAUCAAAAACUAUCCUAUCCAGCCUUCAUUGGAAACCAACUCCUGGAGGACAAUCCCAGGAAACACCAGGCAAUGGAAUCAGCACGUACCGAAACCCUGGAUGAGAUGGUGAACUUUGUCAGGACGCACACUCGACUCUUCCCUCGCCAGCUCGCUUCGGCCAAUUGUCCUGACAAUCAAAACUGGCCCGGCAACACACAGACGUGCCCUAAGCUCUACAUGGAUCAACUUCUUAAUUUUCUCCCUUCACUGAACAGGCCACGAGUGAUCAACAGGAAUACAUGGACUCAGUUCGUGUCGAAAAUUGAGACCACGGAUUUGUCAGAGCUUGAAGUGAUGCAAGCGCCCUGUAAUGAUCCAGAGCGCUGGUUCAGGACUCUUUUCGACCAGCCAAUCUACUUUUUACAACGCUGUCGGCAACUGAAGCAGCUCGAAAUAGUUUCGUUGGGGCCAAGCUGCUUUGAAUGGGCCAAAGAAGAGACACUGCUGCGCUUAAGAUGGAAGCUUCAUCAUAUGGAAGCCAAUUGGUCCAGCACUCACGUUGCAAUACCUACAGAGAGGCCGCUAUCCCCGGUUCCACUGGAGCAUGUACGCCUGUGGUGUCAUUUUAGGCCCCUUGGAAACGAACUCAACAAUAUCAUGGUGGGGUUCUCGCAAACGAUCCGAUCAAUCGUCAUUCGUGGCAGCCCUCGUCCCGCGAAUUUCAGCCCUUUACCAACUGGCCAAGGCACCGAGCUCCUCAGAGCAGCCGUCGGGGAACAGCCUCUGCUGAAGAAGCUCAUCGUUACGGUAGCAUGGGGACAAUACUGGCUUGCACAAGGCUGUGUACUCCGCUGUCCAGAGUUGGAGCAUUUCGAGAUGGAAGACGAACCGAUCGCGUACUCCUGUGCUGAUAUUGCGGCCCACUUUAGCCGGCUGAGCUCGUUCGACCAUGCGCCGCAGCUGUGUUUAAAGAACAUUCGACUCGAGGGCACACCCGCGUUGACGUUCCAACCAGAGCUCCUUGGUGUGAUGCCGCUGUUAGAGACCCUAUCCCUGGGCGUCAAGUGUAUGGGCGGUCGAUGCUAUAUCCCCAGCGUGCAUGAUCUUUUGCUGCAUGACGCAAAGAGUAAUAACAGGGUCGACAACAGUGCCUACCGGAGCUGCUUCGUAUCAACCGUACCACAUAGACCCAGGAAGCGACCCUUCUGGAGCUGGGACUGGUAUCUCCCGCGAUUGCAACACUUACAACUGACGGGCGAGUUCGCCUGGCGAUUCCAGUUCAAGAUGCUGGUCGGCUGUCCGAACCUUGAGUCCUUGAUCCUCAACAUGGCCACCCAAGACGACCGCGAGGCGGUGGUCGAACCCGAAGAAGUUGAGCCCGUGAACAGACACAGUUCUUAUCAGCAAACACAACUAACGCAACUAACGCCCACACCGAUAACGGCGACAUACGACGAGUACCAGCAUUUGCGUACGAUUCAGAUACAGGAUUUGCUCAUUCCGACGGGUAGCACCAACAACGACGACAACCACGGCCAUGACGAUGACAGCAACUCUUCUUCAAGCAACCACCAACACACUUCACAUACACCCUUCGGUGACGAUCGAAUUAUACGGAUGUUGAAGCUGAAGACCCUACUAAUCCACGGCCGCUGGUGCAUCUCGGACACCGUACUAUUCUUCCUCUUUGACCGGGUGAUGCCACAUCUGAGGACCUUGAGCGAGUCCCAAUGCGUGGGGUUCUCAGCCAAGGGCUGGUUGCGUGCUACGGGGCGCCUUGCGGAUCUCAAAAGCGCAUGGUCGAGCAGGAUCGUGCCGGAUGAGAGACUGGAGGGGAUGGGCUUGAGGAGGUACAUCCCAGACCCGGCUCGGGAACCGGUGUUGAGGAUACAAGAGGAGGAGGUUGAUGGAGUGAUCCAGCGCAGGUUGGUUGUGGUUACGGACGAGGAUGACAAGACGUCGACGAGCAAGCGUCCGACCAUCUACACGUUCAACCAAGAGAUCCGCUACGUCAAACGUGCAUAA